Messenger RNA from Asparagus officinalis (garden asparagus), 1279 nucleotides. RefSeq names its product probable tocopherol cyclase, chloroplastic. The record is from RefSeq and is a predicted model, not a curated record. NCBI's taxonomy places the organism in Eukaryota, Viridiplantae, Streptophyta, Magnoliopsida, Asparagales, Asparagaceae. Gene Ontology annotation, molecular function: tocopherol cyclase activity. The coding region runs from base 1 to 1245 and encodes 414 amino acids. The transcript has 9 exons.
AUGGAUUUCCGCCGCCGCCGCGCCGCCGCCGCCUCAUCCCUAUCCCUUCUCCGCCUCCCGGCCGAUCCUAUCCGUUACAAGCUAGGGUUUCGCCGCCGUCGAGGGUAUCGCAGCGGGUUUCGGCUGUCGCGGCGGAGAAGCGGCGGCUCCGGCUACUGUGAAGCUGUGUAUAAGCCUACUCCUACUGAUAGAGCGCUCAGAACUCCUCACAGCGGGUACCACUUUGACGGGACAGCAAGAUUGUUCUUUGAGGGUUGGUACUUCAAGGUUUCAAUCCCUGAAAGUAGACAAACCUUCUGUUUCAUGUACUCGGUGGAGAAUCCUGCAUUUCCCAAUGGAAUGAGUACGCUGGAUAGGGCAAUCCAUGGACCUCGAUUUACUGGAGUUGGGGCUCAGAUUCUUGGUGCUGAUGAUAAAUAUAUCUGUCAAUAUGUUCCAGAGUCUAAAAACUUUUGGGGAAGUAGGCAUGAAUUGAUGCUAGGGAACACCUUCAUACCGGGGAAAGAUGCAUCACCACCUGACAAGGAGGUCCCACCGCAGGAAUUUAGGAAACGUGUUUUGGAAGGUUUCCAGGUCACCCCUAUUUGGCAUCAAGGUUCUAUACGGGAUGAUGGAAGGUCAAAGCAUCUGCAGACUGUACAGAGUGCACAGUGGGAAUAUAGCACAUGUCCAGUAUAUGGCUGGGGAGAUGUGAACUCUAAGCAAAAGUCAACUGCAGGCUGGCUUGCAGCUUUUCCAGUUUUCGAACCUCAUUGGCAAAUAUGCAUGGCAUAUGGCUUGUCAACAGGUUGGAUAGAGUACGAUGGGCAACUCUUUGAAUUUGAAAAUGCUCCAUCUUAUUCGGAAAAGAACUGGGGUGGAGGUUUUCCAAGAAAAUGGUUUUGGGUUCACUGUAAUGUUUUUGACGGUGUAUCAGGGGAAGUUUCUCUAACUGCAGCGGGAGGCUUGAGGAAGCUACCUGGUUUGAAUGAGAACUUUGAAAGUCCUGCUUUGAUUGGAGUCCAUUAUGAGGGAUCUUUCUAUGAGUUUGUGCCCUGGACUGGUACUGUGAGCUGGGAAAUUUCUCCUUGGGGCUUUUGGCAUAUGUCUGGAGAAAAUGACAAGUACUUGGUGGAAUUAGAGGCUACAACAACAGAGCCUGGUACACCCCUGAGAGCUCCUACAGUAGAAGGGGGACUAGUUACGGCUUGCAAAGAUACUUGCUAUGGUGAUCUUAAAUUGGGCAAAUUGGGAGAAGACUUAUGAUGGCAGUAAGGAAAGGUGCAUUCCUGCUUCCAUA